CGGUGAACCAGGACGAGGGCUAGGUGAACUGGCCAGGCGGAUACUCCUGGUAACCCUGCCACACCCAUCCCACAAAUGCACGCCACCUGAACGAACACAGAACAGAAGGUGAGAAAUCGUCUUCGCGUUUCGUUGGUUGUCGCUUUCCUUACUUGUCGUCAGCAGCCAUUGUGUUGCGGUAUCUGGCGAGGAUGGCUAUGUGUAUGGUGGGAAUGAGGACAGUCCAGAUAAACAGGCCGGCGUACGCAUAGGUGACCACUCCACCGUGGGGGUCCUGACCACACAACUGGACGGACAGACGGACAGCGAGACAUGCUAUCGGAGCAUCUUAUGUACGCACGUGUCUCUCUUUUCAUCUUUACCCUGUCAAAAUCCGGCACUAAAUGCACCUCAUCGGUCGACGUCAGCCGCCGACAGCGAAACACCUCUAUAAAAUACCUGAGCAACCAUAACAAACAAGGCCCGUCCGAUUCAUACGAACAAGCAGUUGCGCACCUGGUGAGCAUAGCAUAGCACGAGUACAGGAGCAACAGGAAGGCCCCACACGUGACCACACGAUACCUCAGCCUCUCCCUCUGACGCCUCUUCAUACCCGUCGCCCCGCCACCCUCCCCCUCACCCCCAGCCUCAAGCCGCCGCCGCCUCAUCCACUGACGCUCCUUACGCGCAAAGGGGAAGGCGAACGGAGGCACCAGGGGCGUCCCGGACUCCUUAAUGGCGUGUCGAACGACAUAUGAAGAUGCCACUGCUGCCGCCAUGGCAGCAAGGGCAAGGGGAAAGAAUGCGGUGAUCUGGACUUUGGUCAGGAAGGGAGAGCCGCCAUCCGACGGCUGCAGGGGAGACAAAUGCACCUUAGUGAGAAAAACAGGUGUCCCCGUAUCUGUGUGUGCAGGAUAAUUACUGAGAUGAAGCAGUCGAGAGAGUCGAUGAGGGACGUGAUGAGGCUCACACUCAUGAUGGUCGAGCCGGCAACGGGGAAAUUCGCCGUCAUCGGCCUGCAAACAAGCGCAACAUUGCCGGCAGUCCUUUGCUGUCCGCUCACCCACCUGAGUGUGCUGACGUCUUGCAUGAAGUCGAUAAAUCCCCGCACCACGCACAGCACACGACUGAACUGUUCACCGCUGUGUGACGUCUCCUCCAUCUCCCCAACAGACCAGUAGGCCAAUGUCGCCAAGCCAAUCGCCAGUGCGAGAAGAAGCCCGAUGGCUGCGAGGCCCUGCAGCCCUUCACACGACUCACAGAGUGCGGCUGGCUUAGAGAGGGGCGGACGGUGCCCUGACGCACACUGCACUAAGGGAAGAAACACAAAAGGACUCACAGAGGCUGUAUGCAUGGAUCGAAUGUGUGAUGAAAGGUGCCUCACCUGAGCACAGAGGACUCCCUGGCGCCCGUCAGCACAGCUGCUGUUGGCGAGGCACGCCGCCCUUAUCGGACACGUCUCGCGGUAAUCAUACUGCGCCUUUGGGCCCAGCGUAGAACACAGCCUCUCCUGCAGCGAUGGCUCUUGCCUCUCCGUGGCAUUCGGCCCACUUGUCGCAUUCUGUCCACUAUCUGUGUCUCCGGUGGCGUUGAACUCUGCACAGUAUGCUCUGAGUGUCCAGAACCCAAGGUAGUCGUCUUCAGGUCCGGUUGCACGGCAGUAUUCGCCAGCCGUACAUCGCUCGCAGCCUCCCCCCGCCCCCCUCUUGUACCCACUCGCACAGUAGCAAUCAUCAGCAAUUGUCGCUCCUCGCUUGCCCGUCACUGAUCGAUCAAGAAACAAGAGCAGCACCAAUUGUGCGUGUCUAGAGCACUCAGUCAUGACGCACCUGUGUUUGGCCCGCAUGUCUGGCAUGCAGCAGUGGCCGUCUCCCCGCUCCAGGUGCCAUCAGGGCAUAAGAGACAUUCGUCAAUGUCGGCAGCCCCAGUCUGUGAGUACUUCCCCUCGCCGCACGGGUAGCACACGCCGUCUCUCCAGUACCUGCCUCCGGGACAAGGCAGGCAGCCGACCUCUGUGGGUGCAAGGCCCUCACUGCAGUUGAAGGAUGAACAGGCGUCCGCGUUUGUCUCGGCGAGAGACGCGUUGCCAGGAAGACUGUCACAGCACACACACGUUUAUGUCACAGUGGCACUGUGGCCCAUUACGCACAAGCAGAUAUCAAGCGCCGGACGGGGAGGCGAUGGCUGUGAGGAUUCAUUCGCACUCUGGAGAUACCUGACGACGGACAGACGGGGAGUGCCCGCAUGGAUGUCUGCGUGGCCUGUCUCGCUUUGUCUCACCUUGUCCCAUGCGCCGCCUCCCCGUGCUCAUCCCAUUCGAACAGGCCUGAAGUGCCCCCAGAUGGCGCCAAUCGAAGGGCCUUGACACUCACUUCAGACGCAGGCAAGUUGGACGCAGGAAUGGCGUACUCGGGAAAGGGGGCCGGCCUAUGGCCAUGUGCACCACCGAUAACAGCUGCAAGGGCUACUAAAGAAGCUUUGAGCAU
Vitrella brassicaformis is the source of this 2465-nucleotide messenger RNA. The record is from the annotation of a GenBank genome assembly. NCBI's taxonomy places the organism in Eukaryota, Vitrellaceae.